This is a messenger RNA of Schizosaccharomyces japonicus yFS275, 867 nucleotides long. Its product is annotated as fungal protein. The transcript has a single exon. The record is from RefSeq and is a predicted model, not a curated record. Bases 121 to 867 code for a protein of 248 amino acids. Lineage: Eukaryota; Fungi; Ascomycota; Schizosaccharomycetes; Schizosaccharomycetales; Schizosaccharomycetaceae.
AGAUUCAUCUGCUAAGCAAUAGUAAAUUUUUCUCUUGCAAGUACCAGCAAUCCCACCGGAAGGCUCGGAAUUAGGAGAAGAGGUGUUUUCAACAAGACCCUAUUCUUUGAAAGAAACAAGAUGAACGAGAAAACAUUGGCUCAGAUUAACAAAGGGAGGAGAGCGUAUGAAUUGUUUAAAUACAUUUAUAGUUCCAAAAAUGCAAAUGUUCUCGUGCUGGAUUUUGAAGCGUAUGAGCGUAAUCAGGACCUUGUUACAGAAGCAGGAGUAUGUUUGUUUCGGAAAAAGUCUUGGAAAACUUAUCAUUAUCGUGUCCGAGAUUAUUUGCAUUUGAAAAAUGGAAGAUUUGUUGCAGAUCACUCAGAACAUUUUAAAUUCGGAGAAUCCAUCAUUAUUGGAAGACGACAGCUCUGUGAAGUACUUACAGGCUACCUGCGGUUACCCAAUCUUGUUGUCGUGGCACAUGGCCUCAGGAACGAGUUGAAGUACUUGGGGAAGCUGAGAAUUGAGAUACCACCGCAUGUUGCUUUAGUUGACACCCAGGAUGUGUACCGAUUUUACUCGUACACCUGUCUCGGUGUUGUUCAUAACCAACUUAUUGGCUUGAACAAACUACUGAGUAGUCUAUCUGUCAUUCCAUUUGGACUUCAUAAUGCUGGAAACGACGCUCAUUACACCAAGGAUGCAUUGCUUUCUAUGGCCACAGCUUUGACGUCUCAUGAACAAGCAUUGGAUGCUGAUCGAUGCAAAACAAUAAAGGCCCAGAAGAAAAAGUCGGACUCCAGCACUACACCUCAGAGCACGAAAACUGCGGCUGAUGAUAUAAACAAUGUUAGUCGGGCUGAAAACUGUACAACGACUGCAUAG